AUGAAGUCUGGAACUGAAUUACGGAAACUUUUGCUUAUUUUAGCUUUGGUAUGGUUUUCAGCCUUGUGCGUCACUGCCAAUAAUGACACUUUGAGCUUCCAAAAUGGUGAUCCUAAUGUCCUUAACGGCAAUGGUAUGCCACCUCCUGUUAAUGGAAUGCCACCUCCUGGUAAUGGUAUAGCUCCAAGUAAUGGAACUGGCUUUCAAGGACCCGGAAGUACCCCUCAAAAUGGACCAAUGAGUGGUGGACCAAAUAGUGGAGCUAUGGAUAAUAACAAUUCAGGUUAUGGACAGAAUAAUGCUGGAUAUAAUGGACAAAAUAGUGGAUACAACAGGAAUGGCAUGUUUGGAGGUGGAGGUUUUGGUCAAAAUAAUGGAUAUAGCCAGCAAGGCUAUCAAAAUCAAGCACAAAAUGGCGGAUAUGGAACACAAAAUGGAGGUUAUGGUCAAAAUAAUCAAAAUGGUGGAUAUAAUUCACAGAAUCAAGGUUAUGGAAGUGCUAGUAGCUUUGGUAAUCAAAAUGGUGGCUUAUUCGGUAGUAAUAGUCAGAACUAUGGACAGAACACUCAAUAUGGUGGAUAUGGAGCUCAGUCUGGACAAAAUGGUGAACAAUACAGUCAACCUGUUCAACAAAGUCAAGCUGCAGUACAGGGUGGUCAAUACUCAGGACAAACUAGUCAAAAUGGAGGAUACGGAGGUCAAAAUAAUCAAAAUGGAGGUUUUGGGAGUCAACUAAGUCAAAAUGGAGGUCAAAAUAAUCCAAAUAAUGGACAAUUUGGUCAGAACAUGGGCUAUGGAAAUCAAGCUGGACAAAAUGGAGGCUAUGGAAAUCAAAAUGGCGGAUAUCAACAAGGAGGAAAUAAAGCUGGAAAGAUUAAUGGUGGAAGUAAAAGUCAAAAUAGUCAAAAUGGUAACCGAGAAGGAUACGGAGGAAGUCAAGGAAGUCAAGGAGGCUAUGAGGGCAAUCAAGGAGGGUAUGGAGGGGGUGUGGGUAGCUCUAGAGGCAAUCAGGGAGGUGGUAAAGGAGGCAAAGGUGGAAAAGGAUAUUAA
Molecule: messenger RNA, 1050 nt
Organism: Chironomus riparius
Lineage: Eukaryota; Metazoa; Arthropoda; Insecta; Diptera; Chironomidae
Source: the annotation of a GenBank genome assembly